GUAACUUACUCCGAAACCUUGCAAACUUCCCUACUCUGAGCGCAAAUGCGCCCAGAGUCGAUUCCAGACGACAUUUUCAUUGCGUUUGGCACAUUAUUAACUAUUGAUGACACAUUCUCCAUAAGAAAGUGUGGUUCAAGGCAUCUCUAUUGGAUGUCGCUUUCAAAGGUAUUCUGGAUUGCAUGGAUAUAUGAUAACAUAGUCAAAGCAGGCCUCUGGAUGCCACAAUACCUCAGUGGGCUCCGUGCCUCACCAAGAACUGUUCUGGAGCGCCUCGCUGUCCGGACCUUCCGUGGCUUGCGCAAUCGGUGGCCUUCACGCCCACGGUGUAUCAAGAAUAUUCAAUGCAAUGCCAAUUCCAUCACAUGGGUCUCUCUCUACGGAGGCCGUUGGCUCUUCCUCGCAUCUUCGGGGGGAACGUUAGAGCUCUGGGAUACCCACCAUGACCUGCGUCGUCAGCCACUUGAUCUUGAUUCUGCCGGUGGAUGGGUGUGCUCGGGACUCGUUCAUCCUUCCCAAACCGACACCGACAAGCCUCUACUUAUUCUCUCGUACAGCAAUUGCAGGUCCCAGCUGCUAGAAUGUGCAUUAGGCAAUCACUCGACGCUCACUCAUUUGAUGGCAUACGAAGCUGUCUCUGAACCACUUGCGGCACACAAUGACUUCAUUUUGUUUGCUACCUCGCUUCUACCAGAGACACUAACGCUUGCGAGAAUGGAUGGUGCAACCUAUACUCUCAAUUCUCAAGAAGCAUAUAUGCAGGUCCAGAAUUGGACGCGGUUUGCAUCCCUCUGCGAAACCGGUUCCACUGCUAGGCAGGACUCCAGCAUCUAUGGCUUCGUAACAUUUUCCACUGCGAAAGAUGGCAAUGCUGUAGAUGUCGAUAUCACUCGUGAGCUCUAACGUUGUGGCCAAUAGUUUAAUCGUCCGGAAGAUUCCCAUGCAAUCCUGCCCUCGCAUCUAAGUUGGGUCUAAUGCCAAGUCGACACUGGGUGCUUUCGUUCCCGCAAAAUAAGUCACCGGACCGGACCCCAUCUCUCUCUCACCUAACGACAAUGCAAAUCAUGGGCAGGUCUUUCCUGUAGUCAUCAUUGUCGCGAAAUCCAGUGGUGCAUUCCAUUCGAACUACAAAAGAGUAACUCGGCUUGUGAACAGGCCGCAAUGUGCCGCUAGCUGCCAUAAGUUGUUACACGUGAUAUUUACACGGUCCCUUAACUCAUUCCCACAGCUAAUAAUAGCUUGAGCUGUGCAACUUAUUACAUAUGCCAGAAGUUGCGGAUAAAGUUCGGA
Molecule: messenger RNA, 1290 nt
Organism: Cantharellus anzutake
Lineage: Eukaryota; Fungi; Basidiomycota; Agaricomycetes; Cantharellales; Hydnaceae
Exons: 3
Coding region: 46-903 (285 amino acids)
Source: RefSeq, a predicted model, not a curated record